AUAAGGGAAUAUGUGAAUACCACAAACAGUUAAGCUUCAGCAUUGCAAAGUUGUACGAUCAAAAUGGGCGUGAUAUUUUGUGCUUUUUUGCUGGCAAUGCAAUUGACAUUUAUUCAAUUGGCAAUACCCCGUCCGUAUAUAAAAUGUAGUGUCUGGGACUCUGGCUGCCUAACCAGACAGGCUCAAAUAAAAGUGCCCGCCCUUACAUCUGGAAUACCAGAGCUCUUCACCGAAACAUUGGAUCCCAUGCUAGUGAACUUUGCUCGUGUGGACCUCGCCGGUUUAAAAAUGGAUUUAAGCAAUGCUGUCAUUCAAGGAUUCAGGAACGCUGUUAUUGAUAGAAUUAAUAUUGACACAGUAUCGCGACAAAUACAAUUAGUGUACCAUACCGAUCUUGCGAUGAAAGCCCGGUAUAGUGCUCAAGGAAGUAUCCUGAAUUUGCCAUUUAAUGGAGAUGGAGAAGCUGUAAUAUCAGCAAAAAAAGUGCAAAUGGAGUACCGAAUGCCGUUUGAAAUAUCAAAAGACGCUUUUGGCAGAGAUGUAAUUGAUUUGAAGAGACUCCAAUACUGGUUCGACGUUAAGGACAAUGUGCGAUUUGACUACACUAACUUGUUCUAUGGCAACAAGGGACAGAGUGAUUUAAUGCAUCAAUUCCUGAAUACAAACUGGAAAUCAGUUGCAUUAACCUACGGACGACCAGUAUUUGACGUGCUGAAUAUGAAAAUCUUCAACGCAAUUAGAUCAUAUCUUCUUUCGCAGCCAAUUGAAGAAAUAUUUCUAAAUUAAAUUAUAGAAUUAUGAAUUUUUGCACUUAAAUAAGUAUGCACCAGAAACAUAUACUUUUACUAACUUUUAAUUCAAAUAUGUUUGCAAAUAAGCUUCAAGUUCAAAAAUUAAAAUAAAAAAAAAAGACUUCAAAAUAUUU
Pieris rapae (cabbage white) is the source of this 925-nucleotide messenger RNA. Its product is annotated as circadian clock-controlled protein daywake-like. NCBI's taxonomy places the organism in Eukaryota, Metazoa, Arthropoda, Insecta, Lepidoptera, Pieridae. The transcript is spliced from 5 exons. The record is from RefSeq and is a predicted model, not a curated record. The coding region runs from base 64 to 786 and encodes 240 amino acids.